Messenger RNA from Photinus pyralis (common eastern firefly), 1748 nucleotides. RefSeq lists its product as uncharacterized. NCBI's taxonomy places the organism in Eukaryota, Metazoa, Arthropoda, Insecta, Coleoptera, Lampyridae. The transcript is spliced from 8 exons. The coding region runs from base 112 to 1689 and encodes 525 amino acids. The record is from RefSeq and is a predicted model, not a curated record.
AAGUUAUCUGCUGUCAUGUACGUUACAAUGUCAAAAGUUGGUUAAUGAAUAAUUUUUAUUUGAAUAUUGCGUUGUUUAUCUAAAAGAAAUUAUACCACAAACAAGGUCGGAAUGGCUAAUUCUUCACCUGACCAACUGUAUGGCUACCUUACUCCCACUUUUAAUUAUUGUUAUGAUGACCCUGAAGGUUAUAUGGCAGAUUACCCGGACAGCGAUCUUUUAUCGGAAACAUCUUUUCCGCCAGCAGGUGGACAAAAUAUACGAGUUGGUCAUCCUGCCACUCAAGAACUCUAUGCAUGCGAUACCUUCCACUUACCCGAAACUUACUACGUAAAUACCCCCUUACCCAUACCUCCUCCUCUUCCGCGACGUUCCAGAGUGUCACCGGUCUACUGUCCAUGUUUCAACACCCCAAUUGACACAGAUUUUAGAGACCAUGAAAUAUAUGGUGCGCCACACCACCGAAUUCCGAAAAUUGCGCCUCGAAUUACCCGAAGGCAUCCUGUAGCAGUACGGACACCCAGGUACUUUCGACGCCCAAUGUCAAACAUCUGCAAGAAACCAUCGGUUCUGUGCCUACCGGUUGUUUCCCGACCUGAUCCCGCCGUAUGCCUUCGAAAUAAAAAACCAAUCUACCAGUAUGUACCGGCAGCAAAGCAUCUUGGUCGUCGCCACAGUUUGCCGAUGCAGACGCCUGUUGCUGUGAACAGGGAGCACGAAAAAGAACUGCACAUGACGCAAUCUAGUGUCGAUGCGGUUUUAGCACGCUAUGACACAAUUUGCGAAGGACAAGGCCCCGGGGAAAAUUGCGGGUCCAUUUCCAGUAAAUCCUCAAGAAAUCGCAAAUUCAAACCAAAGACACCACCAUCCCUAAAAAAAGAAUUUGUGAAAAAUAGAGCAGGGCGAAUGGAUGACAAGAACUCGCCGAGCAAAUUACCAGACGUCGAAGCUCUGGAGGUGGAAGACAUUACAACCGAGGUCUUAGAUAUGAUGCUGUCAGAAUUAAUAAAUUCUGGUUCUGAGAAGGAUGGUACCAAAGAUAAGCUACCCCCAAAAAGCUACGACGCAAGGGCUGCAGGAGAAGGAGCCAACAUUGGAAACGCUCAGAACACCGUCUUCCCCAGUUUCAAUUACCAAGAUAUUUCAAGGAACAUUAAAAAAUCGCAACCUUACAUCAACGCUACUUCGGCACCUACACCCUCAACUCCAAAAAGUUCCAAAGCGGAUGUUACAAAUGUCAAAAAGGAAAAUUGUGGCUCUUCCCUCUCCGCUGAAAACAGCAUCUUGGAGUUGCACCGCUCCAAAAGCUACAUUCUUAGUUUGAUUGAUAGAGCGCUAAGUAGAGAGCUUGGUACUGCAACCGAUGAAGGUUACCCGUCCAUACCAAAGGAGGUUAUACAAGUGAGCGCCCGUCAAGCGGCCGGUACCGUUAAGAAACAUGAUCGAAAUUGCGACAACGGUUUAUGUUUGCAAGUAACGCAAAAUUUAACAGAACCCCAUAAAGCUUUCCCCGAAACUGAACUGAAACAUGAGAGCUCCUGUAGCUGCAAUGUUCAAGACGAGCCCUUAUAUAUGAAGCAGCUACGCCAAUUAAAAUGGGGCCACUUGAAGCAUAUACAAAUGGAAGCGAGAAGAUUGGAAGAUCUGGAACGAUUUUUAGAUUCGUGCAGCUCCUCGCAAUCAAAUUAGGGUAAAUAGACGUCAAAUUUUAUGGAAACCAAAAUGAAAAUGGAAAUAAAGACACUAAU